Solanum verrucosum is the source of this 3818-nucleotide messenger RNA. RefSeq names its product putative late blight resistance protein homolog R1C-3. Lineage: Eukaryota; Viridiplantae; Streptophyta; Magnoliopsida; Solanales; Solanaceae. The transcript is spliced from 2 exons. Gene Ontology annotation, molecular function: ADP binding. Gene Ontology annotation, biological process: defense response to other organism. The record is from RefSeq and is a predicted model, not a curated record.
GUUUGAUGUAAAUUGUUUCUCUUGAGAAGUUGAAAGGAAGGAUUUUUUUUUUUAAAACUACUUUGGCUUGAUUAGUGAGAAUGGAAAGAGGAAAAGAAAAUGAAGGGCAAACAAAAGGGGAAGAUAACAAAUCAUUGGUGUCAUCCCGCGUUGUACUUGGCGAGGACAUUGUCAAUCUUCUUGAUUUCAUAGAGAGAUUAAAUAGUGGGCGUGUUCAAACUUCUCUUUACAUGUUUCAAAUUAAAGAGUUGACAUUGAAGCUGACGUUUUUGUCCGCAUUUUGUCAUCUUUAUUACUCUUUCUUUUUGGAAAGCUGUAAUGACGAAAUGUCAAAUGAGAUUCAUGAUUUGGUUCAGUCACUGUUUCAUCCAAGUGGAGUAGACAUGCGGGUUAGUGUAAAGUAUCAUUUCCUCUGGAAGAAUAUCAGAAGUUAUAUUAGCUCAUAUAGCUAUGCUGAACCAAGUCGUGUAACCACCAUGACCGAGGAUCGUUUCGUUGAACUUUUAGAUGCCAUCCUCAAGUGUUGUUCUGCGUUGAAUUUCCCAUCAUUUGAGCUUCUUCAGAAUGUAUUUGGCAAUUUAAGAGAUUUCCAUAGGUUGAAAGUAAAUGGUUGUGUUGAGUAUGAGACAAUCGAAUAUGUCUUACCUCGUCUUCAACUCAUGGCUCUGAGAGUAGUAAACAUCUGCUAUUUUACUCUUGUGGAUGAAACAGCUGUCUCUCUAGUUGACUCCAAGCUAGCUAAUCUACUUUUGGAGGUUAUUCCUGUUGAACUGGAGGUUAUGCACAUAUGUUGUACAAAUUUGAAAGGUUCAAACUCGGUAGAAGUUGGACGUUUCAUCAAGCAGCUCCUAGAAGCCUCUCCGGACAUUCUUAGAGAAUCUCUGAUUCAUCUACAAGAGCACAUGGUUAUUAAUGUUGUUACUCCUAGCGCUUCUACGUGUAACAUUCAUGUCAUGAUAGAGUUCCUAUUGAUUAUUCUUACUGAUGUGCUCAAGGACGUUAUUCAUCAUGACAAAUUGUUUGUUCUCUUGGCACGUGUUAUAGAACUUACCAAGGAGGUAUUCGUUCUUGUUUGCAACAUAGAAGAGAAUAUGAAUGAAGCAAGUGAUGCAAACCUAAACUUCAUGGAAAAUAUUGAACUCCUCAAGAAAGAUCUCAAGAAUGAUUUCUUAAAAGCCCGUGCAGACUCGUCUCAGCUCUGCUUCCCCAUGAGUGAUGGACCUCUCUUCAUGACUCUUCUACUCACAAACUUGAAUGACUUGGCCAAUUCCAAUUCUUCCUCAGUUGCUUUUAUAAAAAAAGAAAUUAAGCAGCUGAAAGAAGACCUGGAAAUUAUAAGAUCGUUCUUCGGGUAUGUUGAGCAAGAGUUGCAUAGAGAUCUUUGGACUCGUAUUCUAGAUGUGGCAUAUGAGGCGGAACAUGCCAUUAACUCAAUUCUUGCCCGAGAUCAUGGUCUAUUGCAUCUUAUCUUCAUACUUCCUGACACCGUAGAAAAGAUCAAGCUUGUGAAAAGAGAGGUACAAGAGAAGAUCCCCAAGAGCAGAGGUAUUAUUGUUAGAAACGCUCCCAACAAGCCGGUUGAAAGAAACUCAUCGAGUACAGUUGGUAAAAUAAUUGUAGGUUUUGAGGAGGAGACAAAGUGGAUGAUUAGGACGCUCACCAGCGGACCAGCUGAGAUAGAUGUCAUUUCCAUAGUCGGCAUGCCAGGGCUUGGAAAAACUACUUUGGCUUACAGAGUGUAUAAUCAUAAGUCCAUUGUUGAUCAUUUCGAUGUUUGUGCUUGGUGCACAGUCGACCAGGAACGUAAUGAGAAAAAGUUGUUGCAGAAAAUUUUCAAUCAAGUUGUAGGUUUUAAAGAAAGAUUCAGUGAGAAUGACAUAGAUGAAGACGUUGCUGAUAAUCUGCGGAAAAAACUGUGUGGACAGCGGUACCUUAUUGUCUUGGAUGACAUGUGGGAUACUGCAACAUUGGAUGAGCUAACAAGACCUUUUCCUGAAUUUCGGAAAGGAAGCAGAGUGAUUUUAACAAGUCGGAAAAAGGAAGUUGCUUUGCAUGGAAAAUGCCACAGUGAUCCUCUUUAUCUUCGAUUGCUAAGAUCAGAAGAAAGUUGGGAGUUAUUAGAGAAAAAGGUAUUCGGAGAAGAACGUUGCCCUGAUGAACUAAAGGAUGUCGGAAAAAUGAUAGCCCGAAAAUGUGAUGGGCUUCUUUUGGUACUUGAUCUAAUCGGUGGAGUCAUUUCAAGGAAGGAAAAGAAAGAGGUUUUGUGGCUUGAAGUUCUCAAUAAUUUGAGUUCCUUUAUUUUUCAGGAUGAAGAGGAAGUUGUGAAGGUUAUACAAUUAAGUUAUGACCAUUUGUCAGAUCACGUAAAGCCGUGUUUGGUUUACCUUGCAAGUUAUCCAAAGGACAAGGAUAUUAGGAUCUCUGCGUUGAAAUAUUUUUGGAUUGGUCAAGGACUUGAGAUGAAAAGUGCAGAAGAAGUAGUGAAUGAGUUAAUUUCCAGUAGCUUGGUAAUACCUUUCGAUAAUUCUAUUUGCAAAAUUCAUGAUCUUGUGCAUGACUUUUGUUAUAUAAAAUCUAGAAAGGAAAAGUUGUUUGACUUCAUAGGAGGUUCAAACGCUCCGUCUUCUUCUUCUGGUAUGAUGGCACGAGGAAUUACCAUUCAAAGUCUCUUUCAUUUGGAUGAAAAUUUUGUGGUGUUUAAUCCAGAAAAGAAGAAUCCUUAUGUUAAACACCUCCUCACUCUGACGGUCUAUGAGAAUUGUCUUCCCCACAAGAGUCACCUAAAACACUUGAGGCUUCUUAAAAGUUUGAAUUUGUACGGCGUACCAUUGACAGAUUCUUUGCUGAAUGAAAUCGGUAUGCUCAUUCAUUUGAAGUACUUACUCAUUCAGACGAAGGCAAAAGCUCUCCCUUCGUCAUUUUCAAACCUCUGCAAUCUAGAAACUCUGGUGGUGAAUAACGUGGAGGGAUCAUGCAUGGUACUAUCGCCUUGUUUUUGGAGCCUUGCAAAGCUACGAGAUGUGUGGAUGGAGUGUUGUGCUGUCUUUGAUCCGGACAUCAACGAACCAAUUGUGUUAGAUGAGGAUUUAAGGUUAGAAAAUUUGAAAACAUUAUAUGAGCUCUACCUUCCCGGUUCAUAAGACACGGAGGAUUUUUUCAAAAGGUUUCCUAAUCUGCAAAACCUUGUAGUCAGUAUCAAAAAACUACCAGAUUGUUCAGCAGAGAAGAUUUGUUUUCCAAGAUUGGAUGUCCUUAACGAACUUGAACUACUCCAUUUAUCUACUUUUUCUAGGUAUUCAUUCCAUGAAUAUACACACGGCUUCCCUUCGAGCUUGAAGAAAAUGAUGUUGUGUGGGCUUGCUCUGACAUCCGAUUCAUUGUCAAGAAUUGCUAGACUACCCAACCUUCAAAAACUAAGUCUAGAAUACACAAUCAUCGAGGAAGGGAAAGAAUGGAACAUGGAAGAUGUCACUUUCCAGAAUCUCAAAUCUCUAAAAUUGUUGGAUGUGAAAUUUUCUAAAUGGAACAUGGAAGAUGUCACUUUCCAGAAUCUCAAAUCUCUAAAAUUGAAAGAAUUGAAAUUUUCUGAAUGGCAGGUUGAUGCAGAGAAAUCCUUUCCCGUGCUCGAGAAACUAUAUAUAAGAAGUUGUUAUAAGCUUAUGGAGAUCCCAGACAGUUUUGGAGAUAUUGCGUCAUUAGAGCUUAUCAAAGUAUGGGACUGCCCUCAGCUUAAAGAGUCAAUCUUCAAUAUUAAGGAAUAUGUUGAAGAAAUGACUGGACAAGACAAGCUUGAGGUAGACUUCUACACAAUUCAUUAA